Stegostoma tigrinum is the source of this 6406-nucleotide messenger RNA. RefSeq names its product sorbin and SH3 domain containing 3 (gene sorbs3). Bases 858 to 3878 code for a protein of 1006 amino acids. The transcript is spliced from 23 exons. The record is from RefSeq and is a predicted model, not a curated record. NCBI's taxonomy places the organism in Eukaryota, Metazoa, Chordata, Chondrichthyes, Orectolobiformes, Stegostomatidae. Gene Ontology annotation, molecular function: protein binding.
UGGAGUAAUUAAGACAGCUGUGAUUUACUGUAAUGGAAAAUGAUGCUGUGUUUGUGGAGCAGUUGCCUGAUUUAUGGUAUUGAUGCUGACUCUGAAUGUGCUGACUCUGAUAGUAAAUGAAGAUAUUUGUGCAGUGGGUACAGUCUGGCUGAACCUUACCCCAGCCCAGAAGCAGCCUACCUAGUAGAAUCAGAAGGAGCAGGAUCCUACAAGGCACCGUGUGAGUUAAUGUCCAGCUCAUUGCCCUGAAUGUGGGCCAGAUUCCAUGUAAAUAAUCUGCUGAACCUCUCUGCUGUAGCUCAUUGCUGCAAAGGAAAAUGCUUUACACACUCAGUGUCCACUCAUAUAGAAGCAAACUCACUGUCCUUCGCGAGUGACAGGAAAUAGUUACAGUCAAGAGCUGAACUUGACAAGAGGACUUUAGACCAGCUGGUGAAGCGAGGGAGGCAAGAACAGCCAGUCAGCAGCCGGAGCAAAGCUUAUCUGAAACACAGCCAGAGCAACACUGCCAAGAACUGUGCCAAUGAUUGAACAACUGAGUGAAAGAGGAGCUGCCUUCGACACAACUCGUUUGCUGGCCCCAGCUCUCUCAUACAAAGGAGGAGACUUCACUUUUGCAAAGUUUCACAGAAUUGUUGCCAGGAACAGCAGAGAGGGCUGCACAGGAACUGAUCAGUGAGUCACUGAUCCCUCAAGCUACAGCUUUGAAUGGACACACACAUCUCAGUAAUUCGCAGCCUCUCUUUAACCCUUCAGCAGCAGGACUACAAGAGAGAGUUUGGCAGUGAUUUACAGCCUGGAGUCCAAUUGGGAAGCAUUUGUGUUCUUCUGCACAGAUCUGUAAAGAAAGCCAAGGCAUGGAACUGAAGCAAACAUUCUCCACAGCUUCCAGAAUGGAGCCCCGGGAUGGGCCUGUCCGUCAGCCCAAAAUCUUCAUGAUUUCCAAACACACGAGCGUCCAGCUGUCCGAGCAACCAGGUGGAACACUGCGGAAGAAGAUUCUGUCACCAGGGGAAUCCGCCAGCCCUCCCUGCUCCAGCUCUGAUAGAGUUCCCACACCCAAUGACUUUGUCCCUUCUCUGGACACAGAGCCCGACUUUUCUCCAGGAAGAGCUAUCAAUGGAUGGACCGAACCACACAAUCCAGCUCCGGUUCUGGAGAUGAAUGGAACUGAAGGACACUCUGUAUGUUCAGAUGUAGCAUCCACUGAUCAGCCCAGGGCGGACACUGGAUCAACUAAGGAUCAAACCGAAGCUCGGCGGGAAAAGAUCUGGAUAAAGUAUGAAGGUGCUGGCCCGAUGGAUGAAAUGGGAAUGCCUAUUGCUUCCAGACCAAGUGUGAACAAGCCAAAGGAUUGGUACAGGAUGAUGUUUCAGCAGAUUCACAGCAGACCCACAGAUGAUGAAUUGGAUGCCGAUGAUGUGACAGACAAAUCAAACAGAGAUUCCCAAUCCACAGAUGAUCUCUGGCAAUUGACAGAUGUGGAGAUUCCAGGAUCCGAUGCCCUGCAGCCAGAUUUCACCAUCAACCACUGGAAGGAGCUGGAACUCCGAGAAGCGGAGAGUGAAGGCCUGAGGCUGCAGGCUCAGCACAACAGUAUCUUCAGCUAUGAGCCAGGAGACUGGAUAGUGCAGGGACCAGAAGAAGGGGCUGAAUCUUCCACUGUGAAUUCUGCCACCGGAAGUCUGUCCAACUCCAUUGAGGUUUCACUCGAGAAAGAGCUGAGCCAGUUAGAAGCUGAGUUGGAUUCUGAUCUCCAGAACCUACAGCUGCAGCUGGCAAAGAGAGACGGGAAGAACCAGGAAAGCUCGGGAAGGCAGCAGCUGCAGGUGCAGUGUAAAAGUGUCAGUGAAAUGAGCUCACCUCCCGGGUGGGUGCAGUCACCUGGAAAUCUCCAAACCAGCGGUCAAUGCAGCGAGUUGUCUGGCAACAGGAGCCUCCAUGGAGACACUGGCACCAGAGAUCACCAAGCACCCUUGGGAGGUGCUCGGGGCUGCGUGAAUAAUGGGAACAGUCCUGAUGGAAGACAGGACAACUUGUCAGAUCGGCCACACACCUCUGAAAUGAGAAAGAUGAAGGCAGCGCGAGCCAAGUUUGAUUUCCAGGCUGAAUCUGCAAAGGAACUUACUCUUCAGAAGGGAGAUGUUGUUUACAUUCACAAAGUACUCGACCAGAACUGGCUGAAGGGGGAGCACCAUGGGAGGGUCGGGAUCUUCCCAACAUCUUAUGUUGAGUUUAUUCCUGACACUGAGAGACCAACACCAAUUAAGAGCCCACCCAUCCAAAUCCUGGAGUAUGGAGAAGCUGUUGCUAUAUUCAACUUCAAAGGCAAUUUGAGUGUGGAGCUCUCCUUUCGCAAGGGUGAAAUAAUCUCAUUGAUGCGAAGAGUCGAUGACAAUUGGUUCGAGGGAAGAAUAACAGGCACCAGCCGGCAAGGAAUCUUUCCAGCCAAUUACGUACAAAUAGUGAAAAGUCCUAAAGUCAAAAAUGCCAUUGGCUCAGUCCCAAUCUCCCAAAGUCAGCAGACCCCCUGUAGUCCACCAAUCUCACCAAUGCAGCAACAUUGCAAUAUUUCACCAAGCCCCUCAACCCUAUCUCGUGACAACACCUUAGCAUCUCUCCCAGCCCAGCAAUACCUGAAAACCUCCCCCGACCCUCUCCCAAAAACCCAACCAUUUCCCAACAGCUCACCAUCUCUCCCCGCCCAGCAAUACCUGAAAACUUCCCUUGACCCUCUCCCAAAAACCCAACCAUUUCCCAACAGCUCAACAUCUCUCCCAGCCCAGCAAUACCUGAAAACCUCCCCUGAACCUCUCCCAAAAACCCAACCAUUUCCCAACAGCUCAGCAUCUCUCCCAGCCCAGCAAUACCUGAAAACCUCUCCUGAACCUCUCCCAAAAACCCAACCAUUUCCCAUCAGCUCAGCAUCCCUCCCAGCCCAGCAAUACCUGAAAACCUCCCCCGACCCUCUCUCAAAAACCCAACCAUUUCCCAUCAGCUCAGCAUCUCUCCCAGCCCAGCAAUACCUGAAAACUUCCCCUGACCCUCUCCCAAAAACCCAACCAUUUCCCAACAGCUCACCAUCUCUCCCAGCCCAGCAAUACCUGAAAACCUUCCCUGAACCUCUCCCAAAAACCCAACUAUUUCCCAUCAGCUCAGCAUCUUUCCCAGUCCAGCAAUACCUGGAAACCUCCUCUACCACCAUUACCCAGCAAUAUCUGAACACUUCACUAACUCUACCAACCCAGCAUUACCCCACUACUUCACCCACUCCUGUAACCCAGCAUUACCCCAAUACUUCUUCAACUCUGCCAGCCCAGUAUUAUUCCCCCACCUCAUCCAUCUCUGCAAAAAUGGAGGGCACAGCUUCGUUGACCAAACGACCAGCCAAUCACUACUCCGUACCAAUGCCAACCACCAGACAGCAGACAGUUGUAGCAUCGAACACCAAUCAGCACGCAGUGCCAGAUUUGUCAACCAGUCAGCAUGGAGGUGGUCCUGUUGACCCUCUCUCCUGGCAGCUCCAGUCAUCACCUCGUCAGCUGGCAGUAGGCUCAGGAACCAUGGCAACUGCAUCUUCUAACCUGCAACCAGUGCUUUCUGCCCAGGUGCAUGCUAACCCCAGACUGCAGUCUCACAGAAUUCCCACAAAGGUUGUAGGAUACCAGAUGGGAAAUACCGGAACUGGGAUUGCUGAAAGCUGGAGUCCUUACCGGGCACUGUAUAACUACCGUCCAGUGAAUGCCGAUGAGCUGGAACUGAUGGAAGGUGACCUUGUCGAUGUGAUGGAGAAAUGCGACGAUGGCUGGUUUGUAGGUACAUCUCGUCGGACCAACCACUUCGGAACAUUCCCUGGGAACUAUGUGCGACCAGCAUAAUCUUCCUUACCAACAACAGAAUCUUCAUGACAGUCAUCCAGGCCUGAAUACACUCUCUCUCUGCCUCUUUGUCUUUCCUUCACUCUCACUCUGUCUUUCCUUGCUGUGUCACUUCCUCUGUCAGUCUCUUUCCCUUUAGCUUUCUGUCUCUCUUCCUCUUUCUCUGUCUGUCUCUCUCUCCUUCUGUGUCUCUCUCCAACACUCUGUCUCUUUCUCUUUCUGUCUGUAUCUCUGUCUCUCCCUCCCUUUCUCUCUGUCUGUCUGUGUCUCUCUCCCUCUCUCACCAUCUCCCCUACUCCUCUCUCUGUCUCUCUCAAUCUCUCUCUCUCCCUCAUCCUCUCUGUCUCUCUCUCGCUCUCUCUGUCCAUCUGUCUCUGUCUCUCUCUCUCUCUGUCUGUCUGUCUGACUCACUGCUUCUUACUCUCUCUCUAUCUCUAUCUCUCUCUCUCUCUCUCUCUCUCUCUGUGUUUGUCGCUUUUAAAUCAGGUAAUCAUCCCCCUGAGACUUGAAACUGUUGUCCAACUGUGUGGACCUAAACCGGAACCAGAUCUAAAGGAGCUGGAUGGGACCUCCCAGAUCCAAUUGGAAGUGGGGCUCAGGACCAGGGUGGAGAGUCGGGGAGUGGUGCAGUGAUUCAGAAAGAAUUACACCUCUCCAACUGGAGUAACUGUGCUGCGAGCGGGGUGCUGCAGAGUGUCCAGAGUGCAGGAUCACCCUUCUGUUGCUCACCCUGGGAUCAUCCAUAAUGGGAAUGGAUGGUUACAUGGGGAUCCCCUCACGCAGUGAGACGUUACCAAUCAGAGUCAAUACUCUGGUACAGCACACAUCCAGUCAACUCCAUCAGGUUCUCCUGGACCUUCAGCAAAGGUUAGAAACCAUGCUGCAUUUUGGAUGGAGGACAUUCUGAACAGCCACAGAGCCGAACUUAGCUGAGUCCAGACAGAGAGCCCCAGGCCGUGAAAGACCCAGACCGUGGAAGUCUAGACUAUGUGAGUCCAGACUUGGGAAGCUGAGGUCAGCCCAGGCUGUGGGCUCUUUAGAAAGGGAUGACACAGUCAGGCUGAUAGGGAUGUAGAGGAGCCAUUGAGUGACCAUGCAGAUUCAAACAGCAAGAUGCUGAGCAGACACUGCUGGAACACUGGCACAGGAUGAUCCCAGGCCAUAGGAGCAGCUGGCUGUCUGUGUGAGAAACGUUCCAGGCUGUAGUUUUUGGAAGGGGUCUGGCUGCUGAGCUUUUAGUUGUCUCUGACUGUGUCUGAGCUGGUUCAUGAGUUUUGUGCUGUGGCUGACUUGCAGAAUUGACUGCUAGAGCCUCAUAAUUCUAGGAAUGUGCUUAACUUGGUCUUUCAUCUGUGUUGCUCUGUACCCAUCAUAUAUUUGUAUAAACCUUCUAUUCUUUCCAAUAAAACAAAAGAUAUCCAGAUUCAGAAAGUCUUUCCUUUCGGGUGUAAGUUAAUGGAAAUUCCCAUUCUAUACAGGCUCACUACCUCAGCAUGUAGCAUGCAGAAACUUGCAGUUACCUCCCAAAGCUCCUUUUCACAGAGUGACCCAGCUCAACAUUCCUCCCAGUAUGAUAUGAUCCAUCAAAGUCCAACAGAGUCAUAGAAGGAGAGGUCAGGGGACCUAGUGAGAGCUUGCUUACAUUGGGCUGCUUUAAAGACUGUCCUGAGGGAGGAGGAUGUUUAAGUUUUCAAUCCCUGAUUUACUAAUCUCUGUAGUGCUGCCAUUUGAACCUGUGUCCCACAAUGUUAACAUUAACAUUGUCCUCGGAAAUUAUUGGUCCAGGCCAUUAGCACCAUCCCAACAUUUAAACCAACUGUUGAACCUGUUUCCACUACCUUUUCAAGUAGUGUGUAGCAAAAAAAAACUAUUUUGAUCAGCACGGACCAGUUUGGGCCAAAGGUUCUGUUUCCGUGCUGUAGGACUCUGAUUCUAUGGACUCACUGCAUUUUUAAAAAUAUAUUCUUCCCAUCUCCCCUCCAUUUCUGGUCAAAAAUAAAACUCCUGUCAGCUCUGAUGAAGAGUCAUCUAGACUCGAGAUGUUAGCUUGCUGUCUCUCCAUGGACGCUGCUUGACCUGCUAUGAUUUCCAGCAUUUUUUGUUUUCACUUCAGCCACAACUAACUGUUUCUUCCAAAUUACCUUACACCAAACAUUCGAUCUCCUCUCAGCUUCUGUGCCGGAUGAAGAACGGUGUCAGCUUGUCCAAGUAGCAGAAGUCAGUCUCCUCACAACUUCUCCACAGUCUUGAUAUUCCCACCUCAAAUGUGGUGCCCAGAAUUCAAUACAAUACACCAGGGAAACCUAACCAGUGACAGACAGCUUCCUUGCUUUGGUUAACAGCCACUUCGAUUUGUUGUCAGCUUCAAAGAUUUGUACACAGGGAGAGAGGGAGAGAGAGGCAAGAAUAAUCCCAAAGUGUGUCUGCUGCCAUAAUGCAGAGAAGACCGUGGAACAGGUAGAGGAUUGGGUUAGAAGUCUCUGUGCUGGAUCCCCUGUAGGAUCUCAGGCUGUAAGAACUGACAGGAU